Haliotis rufescens (red abalone) is the source of this 1839-nucleotide messenger RNA. RefSeq names its product selenoprotein K-like. The transcript has 6 exons. Lineage: Eukaryota; Metazoa; Mollusca; Gastropoda; Lepetellida; Haliotidae. Gene Ontology annotation, cellular component: endoplasmic reticulum membrane; Golgi apparatus. The record is from RefSeq and is a predicted model, not a curated record. Gene Ontology annotation, biological process: calcium ion transport; endoplasmic reticulum calcium ion homeostasis. Bases 136 to 402 code for a protein of 88 amino acids.
CGUCAGAGGGAGCGCUCACCACAGUUAAGACUGGUUUGUCUGCCCUGGAACUCUUGCGCUAAUCGCCACACUACAAUCAGCCGCUAGAAGAACAGAGUACCAGUCUAACCACAGUGACGAGAGAUUUUACUCGGAAUGGUGUACGUGUCGGAAGGCCAAGUCCUUGACUCCAGGUCGCCAUGGCGACUAUCAGUCAUCCCAGAAUUGUUCUGGGGCUUCAUCAAUUUCGUUUUACUGUUCUUCCAGACCAUGUAUGAUCCCAACAAGACCAAGCAUGGCAGUAGCCACACUUCUGACUACAGGCCUGGGGGACCCCCUGGUCCAGGUCCACGCAGGAGGAUGGGAGGAUUCAGGGGCGGACCAGGGGCGCCAAGUCCUCCGCCAAUGGGAGGGGGAGGAUGAGGAAGGUAAAUGCCCUGUGAUCAACACCGCUGCAGUCUGCUAGCUGGUGGGAAGAUAUCACUGGGCCUUACCCUCACAUGGCCUGUCUCAAGCAUGUUUUGCACAUUAGAUCCCUGACUAAACUGGAACUUCACCAACACUGAAUACAAAGGGUCCAGUAAAUUUGAAUAUUGGUGUGAAUGUGAGGAAGUGAAGAGUAACUUCCCCUUAUGUUCUUUGCUGAUUAACUUUCAUUUCUAAACAUCCAUUUGACAGGCCACGCCAUCUAGUAUUUAACAGUGGUUGCUAUGGUAAUAGCAAUAUUAUGAUGCGUUUUCUUGAAACUCAAAACUGGGUUGGAAAAUGUUGAUGUCACUGUUUGCUAGAGGCUUCAUUUUGUACAUUACUCAUCAAUUUGAACAAUACACAAGAGACAUGGAAGGCAAUGUGUCUUUUAUGUCAAUUACUGAAAUGAGGGAGAAAAAUAUAAAAAAAAUAUCAAAACCCUAAUUUUGUUCAUACAAUAAAUGUUCCAUAUUAUGUUUUGUCAAUUGUCUCGACAAAAACCUGUAUAUAUGCUGUUCUUUUGUACAUAAUUACAAAGCUACCUACAUGCCCAAUACAUGUUUCAUCCUUGAGGGAUUUUAUUUAUUCUAUAAUUAAACAGGGCUAGAUAUGGUCAACAGUCCCCAUGUUGUGCAAUUUAAAAGAUCAGCCAAUUUUAGUACAAAAUCUAGUAAAAUUAUGAAAGACUAGAUUGAAGUAAGUUUUGGAACUUUACAGUUUCAUGAUUGGUGUCUACUUGACUUUUUUGUGGUUUUAAUUGUCAACAGAUAGUGUUGUGAAAAUGUAAACAUUUUGCAUUUAGGUCAUGUUAUUCCAUGUUGUUGGAGUUGUUAACUACACGGUCUAACUGUUCUGUUGUUUUAUCAUAAGACUCAGGUAAUACGAUCAUAUAUAAAUCGUUUAUAAGAUGUGACACACCUACAUGUCAAAGUGGCAGUCAUACCACCUUGCUAAACUGCCCAAUAGUUAAGGUAUCAUAAGGAAAUUGCCCUUUUAAGGGAUUUGGUACAUGUAAUAAGGACUAGUGGACUAAAAAUGUUAGUGUCUACCGCAGCACUUGAUGUCAUGUUUCAUCUUGUUGUGGAAUACCUGAAUCUCCAGUGAAAAUUUAGCACAGGAAUUUCCUUUGAGCACAUAGAUGUUGACUCCACACCUUGAAACCAUGUGUUAACAAAUCUUUAUGACUUGCCAUUAGUUAGAUUUAAGUUUUUUUUUCUUUACUGGUUUCAAAUCUUUAAGAUUUUUUUAUGAGAAAAUGUCAUGAAAAUAAGUCAUCCAUGAUAACUAUUGUGAGUAAAGACCAUUUAUGUUAUGGUAACAAUGAUUGGAUCAGUUUGUAUGCAAUUGGUUGCAGCUGUGUAAAAUGUGAAAUAAAAUCUAACAUUUUUAUGA